CUCUCUCUCUCUUCCGCAUACACAUAUUUCUGUCUCUUUAUAUAAACCCCUCUCCAUCCUCCACCAACUCACACACAUACCUUCAUUGCUCCAGCGCCCCAUACUCUAUUUUCAUUCUCUGUGCUCUGUAUCUUUAGUUUCUUGGUUCUUGUUUUUCUGGCUUAAAUUUGGGAGAUUAUGGGUGGGGUGAUUUUACCAGAUAUUGGGGCUGAGAUUCUGAUUCCCCUGUGUGCGAUUAUCGGAAUUGGAUUCUCAUUGUUUCAGUGGCUGCUUGUUUCGAAAGUGAAGCUGGUCCCUGGUGGUAGAGAUGCGGCGGCGGGGAAUAAUGGUGUAAGGAAGAAUGGUUACAAUGACUAUCUUAUUGAAGAGGAGGAGGGUCUCAAUGACCACAACGUUGUUCUUAAAUGCGCCGAUAUUCAAAGCGCCAUAUCUGAAGGGGCAACUUCCUUCCUUUUAACCGAAUACAAGUAUGUUGGAGUUUUCAUGAUUGCUUUUGCAAUCCUUAUUUUCCUGUUCCUCGGCUCAGUUGAGGGAUUCAGCACCAAGGCUCAACCUUGCACCUAUGACCCAUUGAAGACGUGCAAGCCUGCUCUAGCCACUGCUGUCUUCAGCACAGUUUCCUUCUUGCUUGGUGCUAUCACUUCUGUAAUUUCUGGCUUUCUUGGGAUGAAAAUUGCUACAUAUGCAAAUGCUAGAACCACCCUUGAGGCAAGAAAAGGAGUUGGUAAGGCUUUUAUCACUGCAUUUAGGUCUGGUGCUGUCAUGGGUUUUCUCCUUGCUGCAAAUGGUCUCUUGGUGCUUUUCAUUGCCAUCAACCUCUUUAAGAUAUACUAUGGUGAUGACUGGGCUGGUCUAUUCGAGGCUAUAACUGGUUACGGUCUUGGAGGAUCUUCCAUGGCCCUCUUUGGUAGAGUGGGGGGAGGUAUCUACACAAAAGCUGCUGAUGUUGGUGCUGAUCUUGUUGGAAAGGUGGAAAGGAAUAUUCCUGAGGAUGACCCAAGGAAUCCAGCUGUAAUUGCUGAUAAUGUUGGUGAUAAUGUUGGGGAUAUAGCUGGUAUGGGAUCUGACCUUUUUGGCUCAUAUGCAGAGUCUUCUUGUGCUGCCCUAGUUGUUGCUUCCAUUUCCUCUUUUGGAAUUGAUCAUGAGUUGACUCCAAUGCUAUACCCUCUUAUCAUCAGUUCUGUGGGUAUCCUUGUUUGUUUGCUCACCACUUUGUUUGCAACUGACUUCUUUGAGAUCAAGGCUGUAAAGGAAAUUGAGCCAGCUUUGAAAAAGCAGCUCAUCAUCUCAACUGUGCUUAUGACUGUUGGAAUUGCCAUUGUUAGUUGGAUUGCUCUACCAUCUUCCUUCACCAUCUUCAAUUUUGGGACUCAGAAAGUUGUUAAGAAUUGGCAACUUUUCUUAUGCGUUGCUGUUGGUCUUUGGGCUGGUCUCAUUAUUGGAUUUGUAACUGAAUACUACACUAGCAAUGCAUACAGCCCUGUUCAAGAUGUUGCUGAUUCUUGCCGCACUGGAGCUGCCACUAACGUUAUUUUUGGGCUUGCUUUGGGAUAUAAAUCGGUCAUUAUCCCUAUUUUUGCCAUUGCAGUCAGCAUUUUUGUCAGUUUCACCUUUGCUGCUAUGUAUGGUAUUGCAGUAGCUGCCCUUGGAAUGCUGAGCACCAUUGCCACCGGAUUGGCAAUUGAUGCCUACGGUCCCAUUAGUGAUAAUGCUGGAGGUAUUGCUGAGAUGGCAGGCAUGAGCCACAGAAUCCGUGAGAGGACUGAUGCCCUUGAUGCUGCAGGAAACACCACUGCUGCUAUUGGAAAGGGUUUCGCCAUUGGCUCUGCAGCUCUCGUGUCCCUUGCUCUCUUUGGUGCCUUUGUUAGCCGUGCUUCAAUUUCAAUAGUAGAUGUGUUGACACCGAAAGUUUUUAUUGGUUUGAUUGUUGGUGCAAUGCUUCCCUAUUGGUUUUCUGCUAUGACAAUGAAGAGUGUGGGAAGUGCAGCUCUGAAGAUGGUUGAGGAGGUCCGCAGGCAAUUCAACACCAUCCCUGGUCUGAUGGAAGGCACUACUAAGCCUGACUAUGCUACCUGUGUUAAGAUCUCCACUGAUGCUUCCAUCAAAGAGAUGAUCCCACCUGGUGCACUUGUCAUGCUCACCCCACUCAUUGUUGGUAUCUUUUUCGGUGUCGAAACACUAUCCGGUGUCCUAGCUGGAUCCCUCGUAUCUGGUGUGCAGAUUGCCAUCUCUGCAUCUAACACCGGUGGUGCUUGGGAUAAUGCCAAGAAGUACAUUGAGGCGGGAGCUUCUGAGCAUGCAAGAACUCUUGGCCCUAAAGGGUCAGAUGCGCACAAAGCAGCUGUUAUUGGUGACACUAUUGGGGACCCAUUGAAGGACACAUCUGGACCUUCACUUAACAUCCUAAUCAAACUUAUGGCAGUGGAAUCACUUGUGUUUGCUCCAUUCUUUGCUACACAUGGAGGGCUACUCUUCAAGAUACUUUAAGUGUGUUCAAGAGAAGCAAGCACAAAAUGGCGACCUAGUCGCAAUGUUGUCCGGUUCUUCUUCUUCUUCAAAUCCUUGUUAUUUUGCUCCCAAAAUAUAUGUAGUCUGUAGUUGAAAAUUUCCCCUUUCAGAAGGGUACUCCUGAUGAGUGAUAACAAUGACAAUGACCAUGAUAAUGGUUAAUCUAGAGUUUUCCAAUUUCAAAAUUUCAGGCUGUUGUUUUUGGCUCUCUACAUUAUUACCCCACAAGUUCGAUAAUGAGACGGUACACUGUUUCUGCAGUGCCUUUUGUUCAA
This is a messenger RNA of Manihot esculenta (cassava), 2783 nucleotides long. Its product is annotated as pyrophosphate-energized vacuolar membrane proton pump. Gene Ontology annotation, molecular function: diphosphate hydrolysis-driven proton transmembrane transporter activity; inorganic diphosphate phosphatase activity. Lineage: Eukaryota; Viridiplantae; Streptophyta; Magnoliopsida; Malpighiales; Euphorbiaceae. Bases 178 to 2487 code for a protein of 769 amino acids. The transcript has 8 exons. Gene Ontology annotation, cellular component: membrane. The record is from RefSeq and is a predicted model, not a curated record. Gene Ontology annotation, biological process: proton transmembrane transport.